Heterocephalus glaber (naked mole-rat) is the source of this 291-nucleotide messenger RNA. Its product is annotated as TP53-regulated inhibitor of apoptosis 1. Gene Ontology annotation, cellular component: mitochondrial intermembrane space; nucleus; cytosol. The record is from RefSeq and is a predicted model, not a curated record. Gene Ontology annotation, biological process: phospholipid translocation. Gene Ontology annotation, molecular function: phosphatidic acid transfer activity. Lineage: Eukaryota; Metazoa; Chordata; Mammalia; Rodentia; Bathyergidae.
AUGAACAGCAUAGGAGAGGCUUGCACUGACAUGAAGCGAGAGUAUGACCAGUGCUUCAAUCGCUGGUUUGCCAAGAAGCUUCUCAAUGGAGACGGUUCUGGGGACCCAUGCACCAAUCUCUUCAAGCGCUACCAGCAAUGUGUUCAGAAAGCAAUGAAGGAGAAAGAGAUUCCUACUGAAGGACUGAAGUUCAUGGGCCAAGGCAAAGAAAAGCCUGAAAACUUCUUGAACUUAAAAUGGAUUCCUCAUCAGGAAAUUGAGGACUCUGGAUUUUGUCAACUAAGGCUCUGA